CCACCUUCCUGACUUCCUCCAGGUGGGGCCCGCCCCUUCCACAUUCCUGAGCUCGCAUACCUGCGGCCUUCAGGGCCUGUCACCAGAGGGGCCGGGCCAGGAAUACAGCGCAGCUCAGUGACUCCCACCUCCUCCAGGGAGCCGACCGGCACCACUGGCCCUGCAGCCUCCCACCCCAGGAGGCAGACAGAGGAUCGAGGGGAGGUUCCGAGGGGCAGCUAGCGGGAAGGGCCCAAGGAAGCAGGGACUGGCCUUCGCCACAGCUUCCCAGAGAGAUGCCCGCCGAGCCGGACGGGGCCUUUUGAAGGACGGGGCUCUGGGACCAGCACUGGGGCGGGCGGCAUGCAAAGGGACAGCGAGCCCCAGCCUUCAGAGCCGGCUGUCCCCACCAUCAAGGUGGUCCUCGUGGGCGAUGGGGGGUGCGGCAAGACGUCUCUGCUGAUGGUCUUCGCCAAGGGCAAGUUCCCGGAGACCUAUGUACCCACUGUCUUUGAGCGGUAUUCCAUGGCCUUGCAGCUUGAUGGCAAACCUGUGAAUCUCUACCUCUGGGACACAGCAGGACAGGAAGACUAUGACCGCCUCCGUCCACUGUCCUACGCUGAUGCCCAAGUGGUGCUCAUGUGCUAUGAUGUCAUGAGCCCCAACAGCUUUGACAACAUCCUUUCCAAGUGGUAUCCGGAGGUGACGCACUUCUGCCCAGGGGUACCCAUCAUCUUGGUGGGCUGUAAGACUGAUCUGCGCAAGGACAAGGUGCUGCUGAAAAAACUACGGCAAAACCGCCAGGAACCCAUCACCUACCAGAAGGGCCAGACGAUGGCAAGGUCAGUUCGGGCAGUCACUUACGUCGAGUGCUCUGCCUGGCUCCAGGACAACAUCCCCUCUAUCUUCCACGAGGCAGCAGUGGCUGCCCUCAGCAGUCGCAAGCGCCGCCGUCGAAGGCAAAGAGGGGCUUGGAAAGGCUGCCUAGUGACCUGAGGCUGAGGCCAUGUCUUCCGUCCCCCACGGCCAGCAUGGAGAUCCAGCCAGAAGGCCGAUCCCUCCUCUGAUCCCCCUGAGGAGGUGCGGAAGGGGCCGAGCAGGCUAGGCUGCCUUAGCCUCUGGCCCCAGAGCUGAGCCCUUUGCUGACGAUGAACUAUCUUCCACAUACUAAAAAUAUUGCUAUGACCCCAAAAGGUGGCCUGUGAGAGCCCCCUAGGACCUGGGUGGGGCUGAGCGAAGCUCCCCAGGGGCCUCCAACAAAACUGGGCCACCACCUGGCCUAAUGGCACUUCCUCUGGACGUAAGCAGAACGUACCCUGUCAUGACUGGACCUGAUCUUAGCACCUUGCUUCCCUGGAAGCCAGGGAGGAGAUUCACCCACCCUGCCCUCCAAAGGAAAAAUAAUAAUAAUAAUUAUUAUAAAAACAA
Molecule: messenger RNA, 1407 nt
Organism: Vombatus ursinus (common wombat)
Lineage: Eukaryota; Metazoa; Chordata; Mammalia; Diprotodontia; Vombatidae
Gene: RHOD
Product: ras homolog family member D
Exons: 5
Coding region: 343-975 (210 amino acids)
Biological process (GO): cell migration; small GTPase-mediated signal transduction
Molecular function (GO): GTPase activity; GTP binding
Source: RefSeq, a predicted model, not a curated record